AUGUCUUCCACGAAGGCAGAGCAGUCUCUCGUCGUCCUCGGAGCAGGUGUACUUGGGCUAACGAUUGCGUACCUCGCCGCCUUGGCAGACGAUGUCUCAUUUAAUAUUAGGGUGAUCGCUAGGGAACUUCCUGAAGACAUGGAUUCUCAAGCUUGGGCUAGUCCGUACGCUGGUGCUAAUUGGUCUCCCAUGGAACUUGGAGGCAGAGAUGAACGAGUGAGGAAGUGGGAGGAGAAAACUUUCAACAAGUUAUGGGACAUGAUCCCAACAGGGUUGGUUAAGCUAUUACCCACGAAGCUUUAUACCACGCGAGGGCGAGAUAUUUCAGACUUGUGGUGGAAAGACCUUGCGCGGAAUAUCAGGAUACUUUCCCCGUCUGAUGUCCCUGAGCCAUUCAAAGCUGGAGUCGCAUUCGACACAGUUUCAGUUAAUCCAGCCGAAUAUCUUCCGUGGCUCCAAUCAGAGCUGGUCUCCUACGGAGUUACCUUUGAACGCAGAAACGUGAGGAGUUUGGACGAGUUGAGGAGCCUGGUGGGGCCUAAUGGUAUUCUGGUGAAUGCGUCUGCACUUGGUUCCAGAUCCAUUAUCGGAGUGGAAGACACGAAGCUAUACCCCAUUCGCGGACAAACGAUCCUAGUACAUGCACCAGGUCUGCAGGAAUGCGUGUUGGUCGAGUCCCAACCCUGCGGUCCAAAAGCCGAGGAAGCUACAUACAUCAUUCCCCGUCCUGGAAAAGGUCAAUCUGACACCGCAAUCCUUGGUGGGACAUUCCAGUCCAGGAAUUGGGACACCUCUUUAGAUAUGCAGAUUGCGAGAGGAAUAUUCGAACGCUGCGCCGCAUUGGCUCCUUAUUUGAAGAGUGCCGAGUCGAGAAUCCUGAAACAUAACGUUGGCCUAAGGCCUGCAAGAGAAGGAGGACCACGAGUCGAGUUAGAGCGGAUCGCGAUGCCUUUGCAGAGCACGCAUGAUCUUAUUCCGUGGAAUGGGAGUCCCGCCAGUGGCCAUGACUGCGGACAGUCGAUGCUCGUUGUACAUGCCUAUGGUUUUGGACCGGCAGGUUUCCAGGGAUCUUGGGGUGCGGCAGAAGAAGUGCUGGAAUUGAUGAAGACCCAAGUUGCUUUGAAACGUGAUACUUAGAUUUCCGCUACCUCGAGGCUCGGUAGUGGGUCUUACAGUGUCAAAUUUCCGCGCCUCCUCUGAAAUUUGCUUCGCAAGUUUCCCCUAGCCACAUCUAUCGAAGGGAGAUAAACAUUCCUUUGUAUUAAGAUCAGGCAAAGUCAAAACAACAUUUAUUGUGCUGGGAAAAUA
Suillus fuscotomentosus is the source of this 1308-nucleotide messenger RNA. RefSeq lists its product as uncharacterized. The transcript has 8 exons. The record is from RefSeq and is a predicted model, not a curated record. The coding region runs from base 1 to 1137 and encodes 378 amino acids. Gene Ontology annotation, molecular function: FAD binding; D-amino-acid oxidase activity. NCBI's taxonomy places the organism in Eukaryota, Fungi, Basidiomycota, Agaricomycetes, Boletales, Suillaceae.